Molecule: messenger RNA, 3007 nt
Organism: Gadus chalcogrammus (walleye pollock)
Lineage: Eukaryota; Metazoa; Chordata; Actinopteri; Gadiformes; Gadidae
Product: TOG array regulator of axonemal microtubules protein 1-like
Exons: 17
Coding region: 64-3003 (979 amino acids)
Biological process (GO): microtubule cytoskeleton organization
Cellular component (GO): cilium; cytoplasmic microtubule
Molecular function (GO): microtubule binding
Source: RefSeq, a predicted model, not a curated record
CCUACCUCAGGUAAAGAAGAGAGAAAAAGGAGGCCAGGGGAUUACUUUUAUAUUCCCCUUAACAUGUUGCUUGUAUUAAGAAUACAACUGUCUUCCCAGGCUGUUAGUGGCAUCGAAUCUCUCUUGGCUACCAUAGAAGCUAUGGCAGCUAGCCCCAAACCUGAUGGUAAGCUGUCUGAGUUCCUUGCAGCCAUGAAGAAGCAGCGCCAACAGAGAGGAGGAGAACCUGGGGCUGGGACGUUCAAGUAUCAGGAAGUCACGCUUUCUAAAGGUGAAGCUGCAGAGCUGGCAGAAGGUCAACCAAUCAGCCAGUGUGCUCCCAGACUGCAAAGAGCCAUUGUGCUGACCUGUGAGUCCACAGUGAAACACCUGAAGAAUAGAUUUAGCAGCCUACUUGAAGAGAACACAAAGGAUGCACCAACAGCCAAGGCAGUGAAGUGUUUCAAUGUCUUCAGCCAUGACUCUUGGGCAGAUAAUAGGCUGGAGCUCCUGAACCAUGGUGUGGAAGAGGUGAACUUUCUCCUACAACACUUCUCCACUGUCCUGGACAGGAAUGGCUGCAGCAAAGAAAAGGCCAAAGAGGAGUUCCAACUGAUGAAAAUGACGAUAAACACGUCAUUCAAGGACAAAAGCUAUCUUGGACUGUGGCAAGUCAUGACGACAAAAGAGCCCUACUGCUCAGAUUUUGCGGCUGACGGCCAGGAAGCCUGGAUCCAGGCGGCCCACUCUGACACCGUGUCCCUCUGUGCACGGGCUCUGGGUGCCGCCUCGAGCCAGGAGACUUCCCCGGGCCGAACCCCCCCAGUGUCCUUCACAGUGGAUCUGCGGGACGCCCCGUUGAGCUCCGCCUCCUCGUCCCGGAACGCCGCUGCCUCCGCCCGCCGCCGGGCGCACGGUGGCGCCGAGGCGGACCUCUCUGGGACGGAGCGCUCCCAGUCCGCCAACGGCCAGAGGUCCCAGGCCCCAGGCAGGAUCGCUGACGGCCAGGAAGCCUGGAUCCAGGCGGCCCACUACGACACCGUGUCCCUCCGUGCACGGGCUCUGGGUGCCGCCUCGAGCCAGGAGACUUCCCCGGGCCAAACCCCCCCAGUGGAUCUGCGGGACGCCCCGCUGAGCUCCGCCCCCUCGUCCCGGAACGCCGCUGCCUCCGCCCGCCGCCGGGCGCUCGGAGGCGCCGAGGCGGACCUCUCUGGGACGGAGCGCUCCCAGUUCGCCAACGGCCAGAGGUCCCAGGCCCCAGGCAGCCCGCCGGCCUCUGACGUUCCUGAAGGCGUGGCGGGCAGAGGUAAGUACGCGUUGAGCCCGUUUCCCCCUGUGCAGGAACGUCUGAGGAACGGCAGGAUCCCCCGGGAGAAGCUCCGGGGCCCGUCCCCCCACCAGGCAGGGGAAGAGGCCGGGCCCUCUGGGAAGAGGCAGAAGAACGGGGGCCGCUGUUUCCCCGACCAGAGGCUGACCGCUGAGUCCGAGCUGGAGGAGAAACUGUUGGAUAGCAGUGAUGAGCCGGCCCAGGGCUCCCUCAGCGGCCCCCAGCGAGACCCACCCGGGCCCCACCCCUUCCCCAAACCUGAGCUGGCCAUGACACAGAGCCUCACUCUCAUCAGCUCAGAGAACUGGCAGGAGAAGAUGGAAGGGCUCACGGUGCUGCGCAGUCUGGCCCAGAACCACGUGGACACGCUGCUCCCCAGGCUCCGCGACGUCUGCCUCGCCCUCGUUCAAGAGGUGAAGAACCUGCGUUCGGGCGUGUCCCGCGUAGCCGUGUGCACGCUGGGCGUCCUGUACUGCCACCUGCAGCGGGCCAUGGACAAGGAGUUGGACACCACGGCCAGGGCGCUGCUGCACAAGGCGGCCGAGAGCAACGCCUUCAUCCGGGAGGAAGUGGACGCAGCGCUGGGCCACAUGGUGCGGCACUGCACGCCGGCACGCUGCAUCAACGCCUUCCUGGACGGGGGUUUGAGCCACCUGAGCGCGGCGGUGAGGAAGUGCGCCGCCCAGCACCUGGCCGACCUGCUGGAAAGGGUGGGCGUGGCCCGCCUGCUGUCCGGAGGGAAGGACGUGACGGACAGAAUCCUCCCGGCCGUGGUCAAGCUGGCCCUGGACUCCUCCCCGGAACCCAGGUCCUUUGGCCGCCGGAUGUUGCUGUUCCUGUCCUCCCACCGGGACUUUGAUAGCCUGCUGGAGAAGAACAUCCCCACCAAGGACCUUUCCGCCGCCCGCAAGGCGGUCAGUGGACUCAAGGCAAAGGUACGGAAGGCCCCGCCCUCUCGCCCCACCCUACCGCUUGGCUACGGGGAGCCCAACAAGUACAGCUCCAAACCUCAGGGGCCCAUCAUCGAAGACAAGGCUGAGUACAUCAGGCAGCUCACCGCUCUGCUGGAGUCCAAGGACUUCAGGAAGCGCAUCAAAGGCCUCGACCAGCUGGUGGCCGACUGCCAGCACAACCCCAGCAUGGUCAUCCGCAGCCUGUUCCCGGUGUUUGACCUCUUCAGAGACCGCCUGCUGGAGUCCAACCGUAAGGUGAACCUGUACGCCCUGGAGGCCCUGCAGGGGAUGGUGCGCCUGCUGAAGGACAACCUGUCCGGGGUGCUCAACCACCUGGUGCCCGCCAUCGUGGACAACCACCUCAACUCCAAGAACCGCGCUGUGUACUCGGCCGCCACAGGGGCCCUCUGCGAGCUGGUGCUGAACCUCGACAACAGCCUCCUCCUGGAGCCGUUCUGCUUCAAGGCACGGGUUCUUAGCGGCCAAGCAAAGGUGGAUCUGAUCGAGAAGGUUGCAGAGCUGGUGAUGGAGCUGUACCCCCGCCGGCCCCAGCUGGUGGAGCAGAAGGCGCUGCCCCUGCUGUGGGGCCUGCUGGGCCCGUCCAGCGGCAGCGUGCACCGGGCGACCACCAGCCUGUGCCGAGCCCUCCACCAUCAGAUGGGGCCCGGCCUGCGGCAGAGCGCCGCCUCCCAGCCCCCGAGCGUCGGCAGGGACCUCAACCAGCUGCUGAGAACCAUGUCCUGAAUAA